Zea mays is the source of this 1404-nucleotide messenger RNA. RefSeq lists its product as uncharacterized. The record is from RefSeq and is a predicted model, not a curated record. NCBI's taxonomy places the organism in Eukaryota, Viridiplantae, Streptophyta, Magnoliopsida, Poales, Poaceae. Bases 310 to 1404 code for a protein of 364 amino acids. The transcript is spliced from 3 exons.
GUUGUUAUUAUCUUGUCGAUGCUGGUUACACAAAUGCAAAUGGUUUCUUAGCACCAUAUCGAGGACAGAGGUAUCAUCUAGGAGGUUUCACUACUCAAAACCCACCACAUAAUGCUGAGGAGUACUUCAACUUGUGCCAUGCUAGAGCUAGGAAUAUUGUUGAGAGGGCAUUUGGAAGGCUCAAGGUUCGGUGGGGAAUUUUAAGGUCUCCAUCGUUUUUUCCAGUCAAGACUCAAAGUCGAAUUAUAAUGGCAUGUGCCCUCUUGCACAACUUAAUUUUGCAAAAUAUGUCUAGAGACCCAUUUGAAAAUGAUGAGGAGCCAGCUAUGGAUGCAUCAUUUGAUGUUAUGGAUGGAGAAAUCAGUGAACCAGAAUUUAUCACAGGUGUCUCAACAUCUAAUGAAUGGAUUGAUUUCCACAAUAAUCUUGCUCAGGGGAUGUAUAAUAGAUAUAGAGCUAGGUCUAAUAACUAAGGACAUGAACCAAUCAGAGAGCUCAAGUGUUGCUCGGGGAAGAGGGAAAAACAAAAGGAUCUGGACUUAUUAUGAGGAUGAGGAGUUAAUUAAAGCACUAUAUGAGAUAUCUUUAGAUCCAAAGUGGAAAAGUGAGGGAGGUUUUAAGAAUGGGUAUUGUUCUGUUCUAGAAAAUGAACUCAAAGCAAGGCUACCAGGGUGUGGUCUCAGUGCUAUUCCACACAUUGAGUCUAGAGUGAGGCAUUUUAGGACCAAGUAUGGUGCUAUUGAUGUCAUGCUUGCUAAGAGUGGUUUUAAUUGGGAUGACAAUAGAAAAAUGGUGCAAUGUGAGAAACAGCAAUAUGAAGCCCAUUGUAAGGAUAAUCCUGAUGCAAAGGGACUUUAUGGUAUUGCAUUUCCACAUUUUGAUACCUUGGCUGCUAUAUAUGGCAAGGACAUAGCUACUGGAGAAGGGGCCGAGGGGCUUGGUGAGGCUGUAACUAACAUGGAGAAAGAAAUAGCUAUGGGAGAAGAUUGUCAAGUAGUGGAAGAGGAUAAGAUUUCUAUGUAUACACCACAACGGUCUAUGGAUAAUAGGAACUCAGAUCAUUCAACUUCAUCGAGCAACAAAAGAAGGAAGAAACACAAAGAUAGUAUGUCAAGUGACCCAUUCUUGGAUCUAGCAAGUGGAAUCCGUGGUGAUCAUAACAAAGCCUCACAACACUUUGGAAUGAUGGCAGAAGUGAUGGAGAUGGAAGCAAAAAAGGAUCAAAUGCAAGAGUUACAAGAGAAGUCUGUUGUUGACUUAACUAGACUUGGUUUUAGGGGUAGUGAACUGCUCAAAGCCGUUGAUGUUUUUGUGAAGGUCCCUAAUCAUAUGACGAUGCUUUUCGCGAUUCCUGAGACUCUUAGGAGAGAAUUCAUCUUGAACAUGAUUGCAGGUAAUAACUAG